Molecule: messenger RNA, 2448 nt
Organism: Salvelinus namaycush (lake trout)
Lineage: Eukaryota; Metazoa; Chordata; Actinopteri; Salmoniformes; Salmonidae
Gene: plbd1
Product: phospholipase B domain containing 1
Exons: 11
Coding region: 168-1775 (535 amino acids)
Biological process (GO): phospholipid catabolic process
Cellular component (GO): extracellular region
Molecular function (GO): glycerophospholipase activity
Source: RefSeq, a predicted model, not a curated record
CACGUUUGUGAUAAAUUCCCCACCGGCUCCACCAAUAAGGAAACUAUAAACUUGAACCAGACUUUCAGUUCCCUACUGUUUUUAUUUUUGUGAAUAGUGUGAUUUAUUCAGGUAACAUUCAUAUCUGUAAAUCACGCAUUUAAGAUCUGUAUUUACUUCGAACAGAAAUGAAGAGGCUGUGUCUUUUGUUUUUUUUCUAUGUUGCUGCGACCUUCGCCAGUGCUGAUGAGAUGAAAGCAGCCACAGUGUACUGGGAUGCUACACAUAAGACUGUACAACUGAGAGAAGGAGUGAUAGAAAAAGAGGGGGAUGCAUAUGGAUACCUCAAUGACAGCCUCUCUCAAACGGGCUGGAGUGUACUGGAGAUCCGUGCAGGGUAUGGGGAGACCCUUGAGCAUGAUGAGGUCACCUACUUCCUUGCGGGAUACCUAGAGGGCUUCCUCACUGCACCGCAAAUGAUUAGUCACUACGCCAACAUGUAUCCCCAGCUGAUCAAGGACCCCAAAGUUUUAGGUCCAGUGGAGCGCUUCAUGGUGAAGCAGGACUCGUGGACCAGGGAGCAGGUGAAACUGAACAGGAGCACUGAUCCUCUGUGGCACCACACCGGCUUCAUAGUUGCCCAGAUGGACGGACUUCAGGCGGGGGUCGCACACUGGGCCAAGAAACAAGGGAAAGAGCCUCUGUCCCUGUUUGCUGUCCAGUUCCUGAAUGCGGUGGGAGAUCUGCUGGACCUGAUUCCAGCCCUGGUCCCUGGCACUGAGCCUCCUCUCGGACAUUUCAAAUUACCCGGAAUGGGCCACUGCUCUGCCCUCAUUAAGAUGCUCCCUGGGUUUGAGAACCUGCUGUUUUCCCACUCUAGCUGGUAUACAUACGCUGCCACCAUGCGCAUCUACAAGCACUGGGACUUCCACCUCAGUGAGCCCCACACUGCCACGGGCAAGCUGUCCUUCAGCAGCUACCCAGGCUUCCUGGUGUCUCUGGAUGACUUCUACCUCCUGGGCAGUGGCCUGAUGAUGACCCAGACCACCAACAACAUCUUCAACACGUCCCUCUUCUCCCAGGUCACGCCCCACAGCCUGCUGGCCUGGCAGAGGGUGCGUCUGGCCCACACCCUGUCACACACUGGGGAGCAGUGGGCCAAUACCUUCUCCAGAUACAACUCUGGCACCUAUAACAACCAGUACAUGAUAGUGGACAUGAGAAAAGUGACCCUGGGCCACAGUAUAGAGGAUGGGGCUCUGACAGUGGUGGAGCAGAUUCCUGGCCUGGUAGAGUUCUCUGACCAAACUCGGGCCCUGCGCAGGGGUUACUGGCCCUCGUAUAACGUGCCUUUCCACCCAAAGAUCUACACCCUGAGUGGCUAUGGGAAGAUGUGGGAGGAGUACGGGGAGGACUUCUCCUAUGACCUCUGCCCCCGGGCCAAGAUAUUUCGUCGGGACCAGGCUGAGGUUAAGGACCUGGACUCCCUCAAACACAUCAUGAGAUACAACGACUACAAAAAUGACCCCUACUCCAAGGGUGACCCAUGCAAGUCCAUCUGUUGCCGUAAUGACCUGAGAGAGAAAGACCCCAGCCCAGGAGGAUGCUAUGACACCAAGGUGACUGAUUUCCACAUGGCGCAAGAGUUCAGAGCGGAGGCGGUGAACGGUCCCACGACGCAGGGUGACCUCCCUCCCUUCUCCUGGGAGAACUUCAAUAGUACGGCUCACCAGGGUCUGCCAGACCACUACGACUUCCCCUUCAUCAGCAUGCAGCCUGCACUCUUCAUGCCCUGAGAGAGGUGCCAUAGGGGAGGAGGGAAAAGGUUGGAAGAGUUGCCUAUGGGGUUAGGGUAAUGGAGGAGGGAGGUUAAUGCAGAUAGACUUUAAUACUAUCAUCUUUAUUUACAGUCCAAUAUAGUAAAUCAGCCUCGGGGAGAAAUGCUGCAAUAAUGAUCAAGCUUCAAGGAAUUCUUAUUUUAUCUGUGUUUUGUCUAUAGCCUACCUACUUUUUUUCUUCAUGCACUCAGUUGACCUAUGUCUUGGACAUUGACUAAGAGUUGCUGCUGUACUGCCGUCAUUUAGACAUAUUUUGAAAGAUGCUGAAUCAAUGUAGAAAAUUAUUGAAGCCUGGUUUGUUCGGUGCCAAAUACUAUUUCUUUUAAAUUCAGGUCAAUGACCUAAACCUAGAUUAAAAUUCAGUACCCUUUGUAUUAUAAUCAAAUCCUGACCCUGAAACUAAUUACAAUCAUGUUGUCAUAUGUUGAAUUCACUAUAUGAUAAUAUCAAUGCAAUUCUCAGGGCUCUUAAUUUCAUGUUUGUUGCAUGGCCUGCUGCUACGGUGGGAGUUUCUAUUUUUAUACAUGGAAGAAUAUUUUUGAACUUUGUACUUGUUUGAUGUCUUGGAAAGCUGCACUUCAGAAAUGUAUUUUUUAUGAUCAUUGUUAAUAAAUUUGAACAGUGCCCAUAA